Molecule: messenger RNA, 1692 nt
Organism: Encephalitozoon cuniculi GB-M1
Lineage: Eukaryota; Fungi; Microsporidia; Unikaryonidae
Exons: 1
Coding region: 1-1692 (563 amino acids)
Molecular function (GO): 5'-3' DNA helicase activity
Source: RefSeq, marked provisional
AUGGAAAUCGAUUCCAAGAAGAAGGAGUACUUGGAUCACCUGCGCAAAGGCCUUGAGGCGGUCAUAGAGGUCCAGGAGAGGGAGAAUCCAACAACCAGGUUCAAGUGCAAGCUUGUACUGGUGGAGAACAGAGUGGGUUCCUAUGUGUAUUCACUAAGGGUUGUAUCGAUGUCGAGGAAGGCCAAGAUAUCGAAGGUUCUGGGUGAAGAGAAAAAGAUCUUUGUACAAACACCCAAUGGGCCCUUGAAGUGUACGGUUAUAGGGAUAGAGGGGGAUGUGGUCAGGGUCAUCGGGCACAGGAGGCUCAAGGGGUAUGAUUUUGAGGCUGUCCUUGAUCUGAAGCACAACAACAGGAUUCUGUUGGAUAAUCUUGAGCGAUUUGUGGAGUCUCGAAGGGACUUCAGCGAUGCAAUAGUAGAGACAUGGAGAAUGAACGAGGAGUGGGGAUGUCCCGAAAAGGAUGUGUGGGAUGUAAAGAAGAGCAUAGCAGCUGAGACGUCAGACUUGAAUUUCUAUGACUCCUCACUGAAUUCAAGCCAAAGGAGUGCAGUGGAGAUGCUAGGAUGCAGGACUCCCUACAAAAUACUUGGGCCGCCUGGGACUGGGAAAACAAGAACCGUGGUGGAGAUAAUAUCCCAGCUCCUGGCGGCCAACAGCAGUGUUCUUGUGUGCGGGCCUAGUAAUGUGUCUGUCGACAACAUCAUAGAAAGGUUUCUGAGGAGCAGAUACUUUUUGUGCAACCAGCCCUCCUUCUACCGCCUUGGAAGCUCUACAAAAGGUCUCAGCCACCUGAACCUGGACUUUUUGGCAGAGUCGCAUACAAAGUUUAUGAAGGAAGAGAAGGGCGACAGGAGCUUCCGCAGGGACCUGAGGGAGAGGCAGAGAAAGUUUGUUGAGGAGAAGCAAGCCAACUCUCCUGUUGUGUUUGCCACACUUUUUUCUUCUCUCAAGGAAAAAAGAAAGUUUGACUGGGUUUUAGUUGACGAGGCGUGCCAGGCAUCAGAAGCAGAAUCCUUUCUUGCGGUUGUCAAGGGGAGGGCAUUCAUUCUAGUUGGGGACCCUAUGCAGCUAUGCCCAGAAACCUCGUCCUUAUACGAAUCACUUGCUCUCCCAACCAUGCUUCUAAAUGAGCAGUACAGAAUGCCUUCAGAUCUUUUGAGGUUUAGCAACGAGGUGUUCUAUAGAGGUCAGGUCAAAAGUGCCACAAGGGAAUGCACGCCCGUCUUUGGCAAAAGCUUUAUUUUGUUUGUUGAUACCCAGUACUUCGAGCUCUACGAGAGCGGAGGCGUUUCAAAGUCGAAUAUUGGCGAAGCUGAGAUAGUCCGAAGCAUUGUUGGGAUCCUCAAGGAAGAGCAGGUCGGCAUCAUAGCACCAUACACAUCCCAGGUCCUGCUUCUGCGUGAGAUGGUGGAUGUGGAGGUCUCCACCGUGGACGGAUUCCAAGGGCAGGAAAGAGACUACAUAAUACUAACGCUGGUGAGGUGCAACGAUAGGGAUGACUUCGGCUUCUUAGACAACGGAAAGAGGCUUAAUGUUGCAUUGACCCGGUGCAGAAAAGGACUUGUGAUUGUUGGAGACUCCAGAACAUUCAGGAGGUCGGAGACUUUCCGAAAGCUAUUCAGGUUCCUAGGGGACAACUCCUUGUGCCUGGACCCCGAGACAUUGAAGGACUUCGUAGCAGCAAAAAGAUAA